This is a messenger RNA of Lontra canadensis (Northern American river otter), 7991 nucleotides long. It is a transcript of the gene C2CD3, whose product is annotated as C2 domain containing 3 centriole elongation regulator. The transcript is spliced from 34 exons. The record is from RefSeq and is a predicted model, not a curated record. NCBI's taxonomy places the organism in Eukaryota, Metazoa, Chordata, Mammalia, Carnivora, Mustelidae. Bases 180 to 7319 code for a protein of 2379 amino acids. Gene Ontology annotation, cellular component: centriolar satellite; centriole. Gene Ontology annotation, biological process: centriole elongation; cilium assembly.
GCGCUUUUCCUUCUCACAGUUUCUCGCAGACUGUUACCGGAAGAGCCCCUUCUUCCUGCUUCCCAGGCUGCCCGGCGGCUCCGGUUGCCGGGGAACGCAGGCGCCUUGGGAAGGGAUGGCGGGAGGCUACAACUUAGGUGCUGGAGCGGGAACUCGGUGAAGAAAAGCUCUGGCUCGUCAUGAAACAACGAAAAGGCCAGGGGCCUGUGGGCGUCCGAGGCCGCAAGAAAAGAGGUUUGAGUGACAUUUCUCCGUCUACAAGCCUACCACCUCUUGUUGAAGGCCAGCUACGCUGCUUUCUGAAACUUACUGUCAAUAAAGUCAUAUGGAAGAUUGCAAAGCCUCCCACUUGUGUACUUGUCCGAGUGAGAUGGUGGGGAGAAACAUCAGAUGGAACCCUAUUUUGUCCUAGGGACGCAUUGCAGACUGAACCUAAAGCUGUGAGAACAACUACCCGUUAUGCUGUUCGCUGUGGUCCAAAGCAGUUUACCUCUUAUCUAACUGAUAUGGCUGUGCUGGUGCUGGAAGUAAUCACCAAAAUUGACCAUCUUCCAAUUGGUAGAGUUCAGAUCAGUGGACUAGCCCAGCUUUCUCCAACCCAUCACAUCAGUGGAUUUUUUACCAUUGUUUCACCAACAUCCAAGAAACUUGGAGAACUCCAGGUCUCUCUUGCCCUGGAGCCUCUGUCAGAAACUUAUGACAGCUAUAGCCCUCUUCCAGCCACCGAUGUGAAAGAAAAUGUGCUUUUAUCUGAGCAGGAAUUCAGAGAAUAUACUGAACCCAGCAGUAGCCAGUUUCUGGUUCCAUCAAGGCCCCAUAGGAUGCCUACCACCAAAAUUGAUGGAAAAGAGUUAGCAGCUAACAGUAGUAGAUCAACCACUCCGAGGGGAAAGGACCACUUGUACUUUGCAGAGAACUCUGAUACAAUAAAGGACUCUUUCUUCAGACUACAACACCAUCUUAAUUCAGGACAGAGUUUAGAGUCUAUGACUCUGAAAGGCAAGGCCCCAAGGAAGCAGAUGUCCCUUCUUAACAGUUCUGAAUUCCAGCCUCAAAUUAGGACAGUGGCCAAGAGUCGCAGUGACUCAUGCAUUCUUUCUUCAAACAACCCCCCUACCAAGGACCUUCUUUCAGCAUUGUUAGAACAAGGUGAUAAACUGCGUAAUGCCAUGGUGAUCUCUACAAUGAAAUCAAGCCCAGAUACUAGCAUGUUGUUGGAUGAAGUUCAUCCUCCUAUGAAAGAAGAUUUUCUUAACGCCUCAACACAAAUCAAAGCCUUGUCUAGGGACCAGUUUAAAGACCACAUAGCAGAUCACCUCCUUCCUCCAACUGAGAAUACAUUUUGGAAACAUGACACAAAAGACGAUACCAGAGCUAUACAGCUGCUAUUAGGCAGUGCUGAAUUAUCCCAAGGUCAGUACUGGAAUGGGCUUGGCUCUCCUCCAGAUUCCCCAUCUCCUGGGAGUGAUGUGUAUUGUAGCAGUGAGCUGAAUGAUCCUCAGUAUGACCAGAGUCUCCUGGAGAGCUUAUUUUACACUGCACCUAAAUCCGAUACCAGCAUCAGUGAUUUCUUCAGUGAAGAUGAUAUUGUCCCUUCUAAAAAAAUGAACCAGUCAAAACCUCUUGCCAAAUCUCCUAAGCUUGUGGAGUCAAGUGAUCCUAAGUUGAAGAAAAGGGCAGCAGGCAAGAAAAAUAGAAAUGUGGUUGAACAACAGAUGAGAUCAGAAACUCCAGAAGAUGCCCAAGUGAUGACACUAAGUGUGGAUAGAUUGGCCCUUUUGGGUAGAACACAUUCAGUCAGAAUCAUCAUCGAAACAAUGAUAGUUCCUCCAGAUAGUCCCCAGAUGACCUCUGGCAAGAAAAGCUUUCCUGGCAGACCACUUAAGCUGACAGCAACAAAAAAGCGCACCUUCUUUGUGGAAUAUCACUUUCCUGUGGGCUUUUCUAAAAAUGGAUUGGGAAAGACAGCUUUGAUCACCGAGGUCGUUCGACUUGCCUCCAGUAAAAUUACAGAUGGAAUGGUGAAUUUCCAGCAGCGAUUUGUGUUUCCAGUACAUUUUGGUGGCCCAAUGAUAGAACACUGGUGGAAUUCCAACCUCACUUUCCAAAUUUACACAAAGAAAACCUUACAGAAAAAGCCAGAAAUCAUUGGAUCUGCAUCACUGCCUUUACGAACUGUCAUUCAGUCUGAGUUGCUUUCUUUCAGUAACCAGCUUCCAGUGCAACAAGAGAAUGGUCAGACUCCACUGGGCCCCCUUAAGGUAACUGUAGAGCUUGUUAUAGAUAACAAGGAUUUCACUGGUGUGAAUACUAAAUUAAGUAGCAGCACCCAACAUAGCCCACCUUGUGCUCUUACAAGUCCAGAUAAGACACUGUCAGAACCUGGUCAAUAUGUUACCUGUACCAAAAAUCCAGAGAACCUCAAUCAAAUUCACAAAGAAGCUGCAAAUAAAGUGCAAAAUUUGAUGCUCCCCAACUCAAAGUCACCAAGCCCUGUCACAUCAAAUCCUUCAACCUUCAUGGCUGUGCCAGCCUCUCACAAUUUAGCAAAUCAGACAAAUGGGUCAACAAAAGAGACUGCUUUGCUAUUGCAUGUGCUGUUGAUGGUUCCAGAUGGGAAGGAUUUCAUUACUGGAGAAUCUGAUAAACAACCACCGUGCAAUGUUUAUUUAAAUUGCAAACUUUUCAGCACAGAGGAAGUCACCAGAUCUGUCAUUGCAUGGGGCACAACACAACCAGUCUUUAACUUUUUACAGGUGAUUCCUGUCUCUCUGUCUUCCAAAUACCUGGAAAGGCUGAAGAACAACGUGAUGGUAAUUGAAGCGUGGAACAAAUUGCGGAGCCCUGGACAGGACAAGUUGCUCGGGCUGGUGAAACUCCCCCUCCAUCAGUUUUACAUGUCAUUCAAAGAUCCCAAAAUUUCUCGCCUGCUGCUUGAUGCUCAGUACCCAGUUGUUGCUGUUGACAGCUACAUGCCUGUGAUUGAUGUGUUCUCAGGCCACCAAAACGGGAGUCUUCGCGUCUUUUUAGCCAUGGGUUCUUCAGAUCAGAUAAUGGCACUGCAGAGAUUAAAGAAUGAAGAAGGAACACUUCCUCCCUUCAGUCCUAGGCCAGCCCAUUUUCUGGACCAGCCAUCUACAGCAUCUGUUAAUGUGAUGGAGGACCAAAGAAGUGGAUUGAUGGAGCAUCACUUUGAGCUCCAUGUAGAGAAAGUUAAAGGGCUAGCCCCUCUUCAGGCAACAGUCUGGGGAGAAGCAGAUUGUUAUGUCCAAUACUACUUUCCAGUUCAAGACUCCCAAUCCAGUGUGCUAAAAGGAUCUGAGUUCCCUGAAAACGGAAUCUCUUUGAAGCCUUUCAGAUCUGCAACCACACUCUGUGUUCCAGAUCCCAUCUUUAAUAGUGAACACCAUCACUCUCUGCUGUUGCCAAGUGACGUUCCAGUGCAAAGGCUUCUACUGAGUGCCUUCUCUGCACAGGGGCUUGUUCCUGGUGGUGGAGUCCAGUUUGAAAUCUGGUGCAGAUACUAUUAUCCUAACGUGAGAGACCAGGUGGUUGCCAAAGGAACCUUGCCAUUAUCAAGGAUCUGUGCCAUGAUAACCAUGCAGCACCGUGAGGAUGUGGGAAUACAAACCUUUAAUCUCCCUUUAACCCCCAGGCUUGAGAACAGGAAAGAAUUGAGGAACCAGUCAUCAGGUUUACUGGACGUGGGACUAAGGUACAGGCGUACUCCCAGGACAGCAGAGGGAGUUCUUGCUGCCCGAGCUGUGUCUAUCUCAGUCCAAGUUAUCAGAGCCUGUGGCCUGCAAGCAGCAGCCAAGGCUCUGGCGGAGCAGGAACCCGCUCUACAGUUCAGUGCCACAGUCGGGGUCAAUGCCUUUGUCACCACUCAUCUCUCCUUCCUGCCCAAGGGAGAACAGCGCCGAACCCGCCCCAUAGCCUGUUCCUUCUGCCCUGAGUUCUCCCAUCACAUUGAGUUUCCAUGCAACUUGGUGACUCAGCACUGCAGUGGAGAGGCCUGUUUCCUGGCAGAACUGUUGGAAUUUGCAGAGGUCACUUUUGCUGUUUAUCAUGAAGAUACCAAGUCAGCCAGUGAUAUAACCAGUAUUCAGUCAUUCAGAGAUUAUCUGCUUGGAGUAGUAAAGGUUCCAACAAAAGAGCUGCUGGUCAAGAGAUCUGGGAUCACAGGAUGGUAUCCUAUCAUUUUGCCAGAGGAUGGGGCCCUGCCUCAUGGUUUGGAGCUCAUGCAGAAGAUUGUGGGUGGCCUGGAGCUUUCAGUUUCCUUCACGCAUCCUGGUGAUAGAGAGCGGGUAUUGGAAGCUGCUGAGCUAUUGGGCUGGAACUUUGAGAAUAAUCUGAAGAAUCUUGUCAAGAUGAAUGAAGAGGAGCCAGCCACUGUCACCAUAUCCACCCCAAGGCUCUGGCUGCCCAUCCAUUGUGUGCUUCUUGCUGGCCAGAACCACAUUCAUAAGAACACAUACUGCUACCUCCGCUAUAAGCUGUAUGAUCAUGAGGCCUUCUGGACCCCUCUCAAGAAGCCUAAGGAAUCUACAAACAAAAAACAAGUCAUGGUUACUUUCAAGGCAUCCAGAAGAGCCGAAGUCACUAGGGGCCCAUCACUCCUUUGGUAUUUCAGGGAAGAGAGGUUAGAGAUCCAAGUGUGGCGGGCUUAUGGCAAUGACAGUGUGGAGAGGCCCCACCAGACGGACAGCUGGAUUGGCUCAGCUUAUGUGGACCUGGCCAGACUUGGAGAGAGGUCAGCAAGAACAUUAACAGUCAGUGGUGUGUAUCCCCUGUUUGGACGAAAUGCUUCCAACCUCUCAGGAGCUGCCUUACGAGUUCAUGUGGUUCUUUCCUCUCCUUCUCCACACCCCGGGUCUGCUCCUGAGCUGGAUUCUGUGGACUGCAGCAGCCACAGUGAGUCCGAGCAGUUCCCCAGAAGGAAUGAUGAGAUUCAGCUCUCUCCAUCACCUGCCCGCCAGAAGUCUCCUGCGUCCACCCAGGUCCCUUGCAACACCACAAAGGAAGUCUGCCCAGCCCAGGAGAGCCCUGCCACAUUGGAUGGAACUUUUGCAGUCAGUAUCCUGGUAGAAAGAGCGAUGCAUUUGAGCUUAAAAGGGAGUCCCUUGACAGAACGGAAAGUAUUGAUACCCAGUUGUUGUGUAUCCUUUGCAACGGCUGAUGAUCCAUCUCCUAUCUACACCCACGUGGUUGAAAACACAGAUUCCCCCAUCUGGAAUUUUCAACAGCAGUCAAGGCUAUCAAAAGAGCUUCUUUUGGACCCUCAACAAACUCUGGUCUUCAAAGUUUGGCAUAAAGGAGAUGAGGAGAGGGUGAUUGGCUUUGCCUCAGUGGACCUCUCCCCACUUCUUUCUGGCUUCCAGUUUGUCUGUGGCUGGUACAACAUCACAGACUUCAGUGGAGAGUGUCAGGGGCAGAUAAAAGUUGCUAUCUCCCCUCUGGAGAGUUUGAUGCACUUAAAAGAAGAAAGACAAUCAAGACGUGGGGUACAGACCCCAGGAUUGCUGAACCCAAUAUAUCGCCCCUUUUCCUUCCCUGCCUCUGCGUUCCCCAGCAGCAUUGCAAGAUGGACCCCAGAACAACUUGGUCACACCUCAUCAAAGGAACUUGAUUUCUCCUCUCCUGAGAGAAGUGGUACCACAAGAAGUCAGGCAUCACGCCAUGAAGAGCAUGUGCAGAAUAUCCGCCGGUUUCAUGAAUCCCUGCAGCAGGGAGAGGCGAUUUUGCCACGUGAUGACAAACUGACCACAUUGCCUUUGUCCUCCCAUACUUCCAUUCUGACUUCUCUCAGGAGGAAUCUGAAUGAGCUAGAUCAGAUCCAGCAGUACUUCAGUCAGAAGCUCUCCAAGCCUUUACUGCCCCUCAGUCCUCAGACUCAUAACAUCUUGCAAUGUCAGGAGAGCCACAGGGAUCAUCGUGGACCUGGAGACAGCAGCCUAGACCCAGAGAGCCAGUGCAUCCUGGAGAAAUCCAAUAACCUGGUGUUGCAAGUCAGCUCCUUAAUCACGGAUCUGCAGACUAUCACCAAGAAUACUCAAGCAUCUUUGAGUUCUCACCGAGCCAGGAGUAGAAGCGGAGAGGUUCCCACCCUACCAGAUGCUCAGGACACAAUGGUCAUGGAGGAGCGAAGCACAACUCCAGAACUGCCAUUGGCAAGAGCUCCGGAUGAGGGCAGAAGCCCCUUAACUCGCCCUACUCUUGAAGAGACUUCAAGUGGAAGAGGAAUUCUCCGUGAGUCCCUGGGGCACACAGUACCUAUUACAAGGAUGCAAAGCAGUGAAGAAACUGAGGCAGGCCCAGCCUACAGUGAUGAGGAAUAUGAAGAAGACAUCAUUGAGCCCAGGACCCUCAAUGAUAUCACCACCGUGACAGACAAAACUAGCCCUUGGUCCAGUUUCAUGUCAGACACAAGUGAGGUCAUCAGCCUUCACCCUAAUGAGGUGCAUAGGGAAGGCCCUUCUUGUUCUUCUUCAAAGCAUUUCCCCAGAGACGAGCUCAAGGGCAAAAGUAGCCCUCUGUCCAGUCCAGGAAGGGCGGUACAGCCCCACCUGCUUGGGCAGGGUUCUUCUAGCCAAAGUCUUAUUGCUUGUGAGGGUGAGGCUUCUCACUCUAGGGAUGGAGAGCCUGCUUCAGCAGACCCUCAUCUUAUCUCACAAGUGACUAUCUCAGGAGCCCAGCAGAGCAACACCUCUGUUGGACUGAGCUCGCCAAGAGCAAAUCAGGGCCAGGAGCCCAGACUAGAGGCCCAGACUGAGAAUGAAGCUGCCUCCAGUGAACUAAGUGACUCUGCUGAUAGCUUCGAGAAAUUCCCUCUCCACCUAGCCUCCCGGAGCAGGAAGGAAAGCCGUCGGGGACUACCUAUCAACUGCUCUGACAUCAGGCAGAACCAGGCAACGUCUGGAACAGAGGUGUCCACGAGGCAGAGCCUCCUGCCACAGCCCAUUGUGGUACCCAACUUCUUUUUGCCUCCCCAACAGUUGGAGGCCUCCCUGAGGAUGCUCUCACUCUCUGCAGCUAUACCACCACCAGCCGCAACAGAUCAGGGAAUCGCUCUAGAAAAGAACAAAACUUCAGCCCUGAUGCCAGGUCCAGAGGUUCACUGGGCAGAGGGCAGUGGAGUGGGGAGAGCUUGGCCAGGCCUGGGGGCAUGCCUUGGGGAGGACAAGAGUGAGGCCUCCAGCAGAGUCUUGUCCAGAAGGCCUUGUCGUCCCAGACCCAAAUCGCUGCCUCCCAACUUGCCUGAGGAAGAAACUCGCAGGAUCGCACGGAUAUUUUCUUCCCAGUACUCCCAGAAAGACUAAUACAGACUGAAAGACAAAGGGAAGGAUCCGCCUGCCCACUUUCCUUUGGCCUUGUCCGGCUCACAUGAGACACAAGGUCUGCUUCCUUCAAGGCCGUGAGGGCCCUGAAACUACCACCAGCCUAGUCCAUGGGUGCCUUGGGACCCCAUCCAGCGCAGCCUGGAGGAAUGUUCCAAACCAGUCCAAAGUCCAUCUGCUAGGAUUUCAGCUUCUUCCUUCUAAACAAAAUGGACUCCAGUACCCAAGUGGAACCACCCAGCUUUUGACCAAGGGACCCAAGGAGGCAUCUCUCGGCUGAGAAACUCCUUCCAGUGUCCUUGAUAGCCUACUGCUGACAUGAGCCCACCUUCUGCCUGAAUAUCAUGGGCCAUUUUUGACUUAAAGUUUGGGUGGGGUAGAGGUGGGGGUGGAGAUUGUGUGUGUUGUGCAUAGCUGAGGAAGUCCUUGAGCCACCUCAGCUGAUUUGCUUAGAAAUAAGGGUAUUUUAUAGAUAGAAAUUAUUUUUACGCUGUGUUGAAUUAAUCAAUAGAAAAGGAGGGGGGAAAAUCACCUCCUUUGGACUUUUGUCUGAUUAUCUGAAAUUCUAACCAUGCUUUUAACUUAUUGUUUUUACCCAGCUCUGGAGGUCCUUGUUCCUGCCUGUGUUUGAAUAAAAUCAUAUUGGUAUUUGUA